This is a messenger RNA of Chironomus riparius, 1266 nucleotides long. The record is from the annotation of a GenBank genome assembly. Lineage: Eukaryota; Metazoa; Arthropoda; Insecta; Diptera; Chironomidae.
AAAUUAUCGAAUUAAGUCAUUUGACUGAAGUUUUUCAAAGUGAAAAGAUGAAAAUUCAAAUAAUUUUUUUGGCUGUUCUUUUAACAACAUUUAACUUUAUUAGCUAUGCUAAUGGAGUGGAUCUCCCGGAUGACUUCUGUAAAGAUAGCCCCAACGAACUCGUACCACAUCCAGAAAAUUGUUUUCAGUUUGUAAUUUGCGUCGGUGAAGUUCCUAAUAUUCAAACAUGUCCAUUUCCCACUUUGGUCUUCUAUAAUGGGAAUUGUGUUGAAGGAUAUCCUGAUACGUGUCAAAUUGGAACAACAACAUCAACAGCACCCAUAACAACCUUGACUCCAACUACAACAACAACAACUGAAAGUAGUCUUCCAAAUGAUUUCUGUCAUGGAAUCAACUAUGGCAGAUUUCCUCAUCCCGAUAAUUGUUUUCAGUUUGUUGUUUGCAUAAAUGAAGUUGAAACUAUUGUCAAUUGUGGAUCGGCGGAGGUUUUUUAUAUUGAAGCAUGUGUUGAAGGUGAUUUUAUUUAUAUUUUUUUAUCUAAGAUAAUGUCAAUGCCAAAUUUUUACUCAGGUGAUCCUUUGACAUGUGAAAUUUUCACAACAACGACCACAACUACCUCCACUCCAACAACAACAACCGAAUGGAGUCUUCCAAAUGAUUUCUGUAAUGGAACAACUUACGGUCUCUUCCCGCAUCCCGAAAAUUGUUUCCAGUUUAUUGUUUGCACAAAUGAUAUUGCAAGUGUUGUCAAUUGUAAAGUAAAUGAGGUUUUUUAUAAUGAAGCAUGUGUUGAAGGAGAUCCCUCGACAUGCCAAGUUUUUACAACAACGACCACAACAACUGAGCCAACAACGACCACAACAACUGAGCCAACAACGACCACAACAACUGAGCCAACAACGACCACAACAACUGAAACCACAACGCCUACAACAUCGACAACAACGAAACGACCAGUAGGACCACCUGAGCUUUGUAUCGGAAAUAACUUUACUUUUGUUGCAAAUCCUGAUUAUUGCUUCCGAUACUUUUACUGCAUGUUUGGUGUUGCACUUCCUGGCGAAUGCAGUCCAGGAAAGAUUUUUAAUGAACAGUUUAGAGGAUGCAUUGAAGGGGACAAAAAUGCUUGUAAAAUAACUUUUUUAAAUUUGUAAAAAAACAAUAAAAAUAGAGAGAUUUUAAAAAAUUAUAAUCUUGUAUUUACUAUUGUAAAGUAUCGUGUGUAGAACCAGCUUCCAUCAUCUAAACCUGAAACCGGUUAAAUCC